UUGUGUUAGCGCGUGUGAUACCGCUUUAAAACCGCAAAUAAAUAGUUAAAUUAAGCUUUUAAGUAUGAGAAUCGACGAUUACGAUUCAUUUUGGGUGGACAAAGCAGUCUACAACUAUGCUGAGAGACUGUUUUACGAGGCGAUCCAAUCAAGUGCACAAAUACCAGCGCCAGAACCUAAUAGCAGUGAAAAUAAAGUUGGUGAUACCAAAAAGAAUAAAAAGACAAAAAUGGCUGAAGAUCAACGAAAACCGAAAAGCUUGUUGUAUCUAAAUCCAUUAACAUUGGAAGCCAGCUUCUUUUUAGAAACGCUAGAAGAAGUAAGCAGACAAAAUGAGCCACAAUUGGAUCCUUACUUGACCAAUUUGCUCGAGCGUAUUGUGGUUGGCAUUGAACAAUAUCUGGAUAAGAAGCCUGCGUACAUUGUACCGAAGGAAAGGCAACAAGUUGCAAGCGAGCAGAAGCAGCAGAAUGGUACGCAGAGUACAGGUGUGGCCUUUGUGCUACCAAACGAAAUGCAGAAAAUAAGAAGAACAUUCAACUGCGCUGCAUGCACGCAUCGCAUUGUGGGCACAACGAUUACCAAGGCAGUGGCGCAUUUAGCCGAACAGCAUCCGAACCCCAACCCAAAUCCAACUCAAGGGCAGCGGCCAACAGCACCUAAAAAACUAGAAAAGAAACGUGCUGAGGUAGAGGCACGCGCCAAAGUUUUGGCAUUACCCAAAAAGGUUAGGGCUUUGCUAACUGGCGACAUUACAAACAAGUUCAAGGAUAAAUACAAAUUAGCGGAUAAGCUUAAAGUGAUACCAGAGUACGACGUCAUCGAACAGGCAUUGUGUAAUCUGUUGUCUCCGUUCUCUUCGCAAACAGUGCGUGUUUACAAGUUUGGAUCACGCAUAACAGGCAUAGGAAACUGUUCAUCGGACCUCGAUGUUUUUAUUGAUAUUGGCAACUCCUUUCAUACAUUCGAGCACCGUGCUUCAAAGGAAACUCUAACUAAAUUGCGAGCAUUGCGUGCUCUUUUCUGUGCUAGCCGCGAGUGGCGCAUAAUAAAUGUUAUCGAGCAGGCGCGUGUACCCAUUAUAAAAACUCUUCAUUUAUCCUCUGGCAUCGAAUGUGAUAUAUGCUUUAAUAGCUUAGGCUUCUGCAACACAAACCUGCUCAAGUACAUAUUUGAAACGCAACCUAUUGCACAAUUUAUGUGCAUCUAUCUGAAGACCUGGCUGGAGCGCUGCAGACUGGCGGAACAGCUAACAACGUACAGCAUUGCAUUAAUGGUCAUUUACUUUCUACAAACCAAGAACUUAUUACCCUCUGUUCUCGAGCUGCAGGAAGAGCCCUUAAUGACUCAAAAAGUGUUUGUUGGACCAUGGAUCUCAAAUUUUGCGCAUAAGUCACUCGCAGAUUUGAAACUAGAUACAAUUGAAGUUACUAUUUCGUGUAUCAAAGAGUUUGUUAAAGAAUUUUUUAAAUUUUAUGCAACAUUCAAGUACGAAUCUUUUUUGGUUUGCCCGUAUUUUGGAAAAGAGAAAAUCUCUAUAUCGACCAUGGAAGCUGCGUUGCCUCCACGGUACCGUGAGUAUGCCUCCCAACAUCCGGAAUCGGCUUUGCAGCUGCGAAAGCCUAUGGUCGUGCAGGAUCCCAUACAAUUGAAUCAUAAUGUUACGAAAGCUGUAUCCAAGUAUGGCCUGCAAACAUUUGUUGAAUACUGUCAACAAUCAGUUACAAUUCUCGGCGAUCAAUCUGAAAAUUUGAAAAAGCACAGUAACAACACUGCAUAAUGCAUUGUGUUGAUAAUAACCAUUA
Drosophila busckii is the source of this 1805-nucleotide messenger RNA. It is a transcript of the gene Tailor, whose product is annotated as terminal uridylyltransferase Tailor. The record is from RefSeq and is a predicted model, not a curated record. Gene Ontology annotation, biological process: mitochondrial mRNA polyadenylation; mRNA 3'-end processing. NCBI's taxonomy places the organism in Eukaryota, Metazoa, Arthropoda, Insecta, Diptera, Drosophilidae. The coding region runs from base 65 to 1780 and encodes 571 amino acids. Gene Ontology annotation, molecular function: poly(A) RNA polymerase activity. The transcript has 9 exons.